AUGUCGCAAAUUGGCGGAACGGGCGCGCCAACGCCUCGCCGCUCGACUCGUAUCGGCUCGAGAGCAGGGUCUGUCGCAUCGCAAUCUGUCAUGACCACCAUGACGUCUGGAGGUACCCGACAACGUCAAACAGGCCCUCUCACUAAGGUCAAGGCCCGCGUAUCCAACGCGUAUGGAGCCAGCGGACGUGUCGGUGUCGCUGAAGAGCUCUCCGUCUCUGCAACCGGUUUUGCGCAGGCUUUCCAGAAUCAACGAGGUGACGCUGUCCGCCGUGAUGAUGAUGAGGAUGAGGAGGAAGAAGAUGAAGAGGAGGAAGAGGAGGAUGACAGAGAUGAGCUUGCUUACGAGCCUCGUUUCAGGGGCACUCUCAAUGGAAACCGCGCCCCGCCUUCACCAUCGCCUGCUCCAAGUGUUCCUCUAAGGGCGACACCAGGCAUGUCUUUUCUGGAGAGUGAUGAUGCUCCUUCCAGUGACGAGGACCUUGCCCCUUCCGUCGGCAACACUUCCAAGUCCUUCGGCCCGAACCACGAGGCUGGCAUGCUCAGCAACAUCACCGUCGAGCGACAACUGAAUUCCCACCUCACUUCUGAGCUUCGAUCGGCUUCAUGGCAGCAAAGCACAGCACGCCGUACGGUCACAGCGACGACAACUCAGGAGCAAUCCGCCAUUCGUAACACGUCUUCUCGACUCGGACCCGCUCGUGCUAACCCUUCACGAAUUACCGCAUCAGAGAGAGAAGUGAUCAACAAGUCGGUCGACGAUAUGCUUGCCGAAGAGCGUACGCGUGCAGAAGAGCGCGGGCGGAUCUCGAACCCUGCGCCGCCAGCACACUCACAACUACACCAACGAUCCUCGCGGAAUGAGCAGGCCCCUCGCGAGGAUGUGCAAAUCCCUCAAGACGACAUACAGGCUCGACGAUACGAGUGGGACUGGUCUUGGAUGUCGGAGUUGCCUUGGAUGCGAUGGCUCCAACGGGCAUUUUGGGCAAUCACCGGGCUUUUCUUCUUCUGGUUGGUGCUGUCCAGCACGAUUUCGUCUGAUCAUUCUCAGUCGACUCCUGAAGCCGGUAUGGGUAAGGCGGUUCGUGGCCGAUUUUCGCAAGCAUGGCACAGCAUUACUGGACGAAGCAAAGGAGAUGAUCUACUGGAGCAGUUCUACAGACUCGUUCAGUCGGAGAAGAGGGACCUUCGCGAAUUCAUCCAUGGCGAUGGCACCAAUGACGACAAUUUACUGUGGUCUCGCAUGCGGAAGAUCUACGGCGAGUUUGACGACCGAUUCGGAACCAUGAACGACAACUUCGACAGCCGGGUUGAGGAAAUGCACAAGACCAUUCAAGACCUUAGGGACGAGCUGCCUCCAUACAUCAUCGUCCGCCGCCACGGAGAUGGUCGACGCGAAAUCUCAGACGAGUUCUGGAACGCACUACUCAGCAAAGCACAAUCUCAGGGCGACAACCCCGACUGGAUUGACUUCGUUAAGCAAAAUUCGGCGAAGGUCAAAGACAUUAACGGCGUUGCCUUCGACAGCUCCGACACGAGGACCAGACCUGAGAUGAUCUCUCGUGACGAGUUCGCUGUCGCGAUGGCACAGGGGUACAAGGACAUAUCCGCUCGCGUUGAUACAAAGAUCGCAAAUACCGUUCAGAGUCAGGUCACAGCUAUGGUUCAGUCAGAAGUGAAGAAGACUAAGAUGGACUCGAUCCGCCUCGAAUCUCUCGCUCUCACCAACAUCAUCGCCAACUACGAACUGCAUCUCAAGAGCCCCAACUACUUCUCAACCGGUCUCGGUGCCCAUGUCGAGCCGACAUCCUCGUCCGCCACAUUUGUGGACAAGCCCAGCUUCAUGUCCAGAUGGACUCGAAAUCUGGCCACCACUCCACCACGCAAUCCACCGAAAGCUGCGUUGAUGAAGUGGGAAGAGCCUGGCGAUUGCUGGUGCGCUGCGCCCAACCCUAUGGAGAAAUCUCAAGCACAACUCACCGUCGCCCUUGGUCGCUCCAUGUUCCCCAAGCAAGUCACCAUCGAGCAUGUGCCCAUGAGCAUGGUACCUGCAUGGAAAAUCACCAACGCUCCCCGCGACAUCGAGCUCUGGAUUCAGUCUGAGCAACCAGUUCGAUACCAGUACGAUCAUCGCAGGGACACCUGCCAAAAUGGCCCGCCAGGCUGGACCUGUCUCGGGACUUUCAAGUACAACAUUCACGCCUCCAACCACGUACAGACAUUCGAUCUCGACGCUGAGAGUUCCGUCUCAGUCACUAAGGCCAUGGUGCGCGUCACAACAAACUGGGGCGCUGAUCACACGUGCUUGUAUCGCGUGCGUCUUCACGGCGACGACGCUGUUGAGCGUCACGCAUAUGAGGUCAAUCUCAACGACUAGGAGCUUCGGGAUGGACAGAUGAACGACUGGGAGGUUAUGGGAUAAUUUACUGCAUGGAAUGCACAACGAACGGCGUUUGGUUUUGGUUGUAUUUAUAUCGACUCUCCAGAGAUAAUCACUGGUUUCUAUCUCUUCGUCGGCGAGUUGUAUACCCCAUUCAUGUAUACCCCUUGCGCAUGGCUGUGGAGCCGGACUUGUUAGCACGAUUAGCCUUAACUGCAUCAAUGAAAUAGACUAGCU
This is a messenger RNA of Dothidotthia symphoricarpi CBS 119687, 2616 nucleotides long. RefSeq lists its product as uncharacterized. Gene Ontology annotation, biological process: nuclear envelope organization. The transcript has 2 exons. The record is from RefSeq and is a predicted model, not a curated record. Gene Ontology annotation, cellular component: meiotic nuclear membrane microtubule tethering complex; nuclear envelope. Gene Ontology annotation, molecular function: protein-membrane adaptor activity. Bases 1 to 2376 code for a protein of 791 amino acids. NCBI's taxonomy places the organism in Eukaryota, Fungi, Ascomycota, Dothideomycetes, Pleosporales, Dothidotthiaceae.